GCUGCUUCAAGCUGCGUGCAAGCUGCAAGCUUCAAGUUAUAGGGAUAAAUAUCCUGAAGCUUGGAUAAUUAUCUCUCUCAACUUUGAUUUAUUUUAACGUUAAUAUUUGUAUAUCUAAUUAAAUAAUAUCGAACUUAUCAACAAUAAAUUAAUAAAUUUUACAUGAACAUAAACCGAAACUCAAUGUUUUGGGGUUAGGUUGCUUUGUAAUUAUAUAGAAUUUUAAAUCAGCCAAUCAGAGUUGAAAAUUAUUAUCAUGCUCCCCUGACUGUACACUUAGUUUUGUACAUAAUUAUGAUUUUGCGAAAAUGCACUAUUGUCUUAGAUAAAGUAAAUUAAUAAUACAAUCGAAAACAUCAUUUUUGCCUUCAGAGUUAAUUUUCGAAAGAUAUCUUUAAGCUUGUAAUGGAUGUUGAAUAUAACCUCGUAAGAGAAAUAGAUUGUAAACAAGGGGCUGUAAGAGCAGUACGAUUUAGUGUUGAUGGUACUUAUUGUUUAACCUGUGGCUCUGAUAGAAAAUUAAAAUUAUGGAAUCCGCACAGAGGUGUUGCUUUAAAAAUUUAUGGAGGACACGGAGACGAAGUAAUGGAUGCUUGUGCAUCCUGUGAUAGUAGUCAACUUGUGUCUUGCGGAUUAGAUAAGUCAGUCAUUCUUUGGGAUGUGGCAACUGGAACUCCAGUUCGUCGUUUAAGAGGUCAUGCAGGUCCUGUUAAUGCUGUAAGAUUUAACGAGGAGUCUUCUAUGGUUGUCUCUGGAUCCCGAGAUAAUUCAGUCAUGUGCUGGGAUGUGCGUUCUAAGGUACAGGAUCCUGUACAAUGCUUAGGCGAGGCUAAAGAUUCUAUUUCAAGCAUCAGAGUAUCAGAUCACGAAAUUUUAACAGCUUCAUUCGAUGGUAAAAUACGUAGAUAUGAUAUUCGCGUUGGUGAAAUGUAUGGAGACUACAUGGGUGAUGCUGUGACAUGUGCCAGUUUUACAAGAGAUGGCCAGUGCAUAGUGGUUAGUUGUGCGGAUGCUGUAAUUAGAUUAAUGGACAAAGAUUCUGGAGAGUUACUGGGAGAGUUCACUGGACACGAGGCAAAUAAUUUGUGCCUAGAAUCAAGUGUAGAUAUCCAAGACACUCGCAUUCUUUCCGGAUCGGCAGAUGGAAAAUUAUGGAUAUGGGAUCUAGUUUCUCAAAAAGUCGUUGCAAAACUUUCAGGAUUUAAACCAACGAAACAUCCCGUCGUGUCGUUGAGUGUUCAUCCACAAGUAAACUGUUUUCUAGCUUCUAAUGGAUCAAGCAUAUUAAUGUGGAGUGCUGCAUCUUUGGUACAAGAAUAAUUCUUUAGGACCAAGAGUUGUAAUCGUAAUUCUCGCAUGUUUAAAAUAAUACCACGUUAUCAUAAAUACCAUGCUG
This is a messenger RNA of Hylaeus anthracinus, 1396 nucleotides long. RefSeq names its product WD repeat domain-containing protein 83. Bases 406 to 1320 code for a protein of 304 amino acids. Gene Ontology annotation, biological process: mRNA splicing, via spliceosome. The transcript is spliced from 4 exons. Gene Ontology annotation, molecular function: protein binding. Lineage: Eukaryota; Metazoa; Arthropoda; Insecta; Hymenoptera; Colletidae. Gene Ontology annotation, cellular component: catalytic step 2 spliceosome. The record is from RefSeq and is a predicted model, not a curated record.